This is a messenger RNA of Penicillium verrucosum, 222 nucleotides long. RefSeq names its product MFS general substrate transporter. Bases 1 to 222 code for a protein of 73 amino acids. Lineage: Eukaryota; Fungi; Ascomycota; Eurotiomycetes; Eurotiales; Aspergillaceae. The transcript has a single exon. The record is from RefSeq and is a predicted model, not a curated record.
AUGCCCGAGGACAAAUCGGGGGGUAUCCUGUUCGUAGUAUAUGGCAUCAUGGGCGUAGUUGCUAGUAAGGUUGGCCCUAUCGCAGGCGAGGCAAUAGUCGUGGACCGUGACUGGCGCUGGACCUUUUGGCUCACAGCGAUGCUAGUUGGGCUAUGUGUCGUCAGGGGAUGUGCUGGCGUGCAUGAGAAAACAAAAUGCGACUGCUAUUAUCGCUGGAGCUAG